Molecule: messenger RNA, 1425 nt
Organism: Megalops cyprinoides (Indo-Pacific tarpon)
Lineage: Eukaryota; Metazoa; Chordata; Actinopteri; Elopiformes; Megalopidae
Product: ermin-like
Exons: 2
Coding region: 362-1333 (323 amino acids)
Biological process (GO): actin filament organization; regulation of cell projection organization; morphogenesis of a branching structure
Cellular component (GO): internode region of axon; myelin sheath; filopodium
Molecular function (GO): actin filament binding
Source: RefSeq, a predicted model, not a curated record
UACUGCUCGUUUAUCAAAACGCAAGACGGUCCCUUCCCUCAUUAUCUGACGGGAUAAUUGUGACCAAUUACAUGGUUUUGAUUGGGCAGCUGGAAUGGAUAGGAGUUUUGGCAGGCUAGCCACACUUUGACUCGUUCUCUCAACCAGGAUUUGAAGCUAACGGGGUGGAAAACGGUGGGGUUGAGCAGAGGCGCAUUAAAAGGCACAGGUUCCUGAGGAGCAUAAAAAAGUUGCAGGUUUUUGAGGCGCGUAACAAGACGCGGGUUUCUGCAUGUAGACAGGAGGAAGGGACACAACAGCAAGGCAAGGCACAGGCAAGCGUGUUUCACUGGCCGAAGAUCUCUGCUUGAGUACCACAGGAAUGACUGAGGGGCCUGAUGGAUCCUCAGUGGAUCUAGGAGGGGACACCAUGGCAUCCGAAAUGGUGCAGAUUGCUGGUGAAAUUGGAGGGGUUCAGCUCCAGGAUGAUACAGUGGGAUGCAGAGAUGCAGUUUCUGGUGUUGCUCCUUUGGAAGAGAAUGACAGUGGGUUCUUUUGCCACAGGGGCGACGUGCCGUUGGAUGGUGGCGUGACUGCGGAGGGCAGUGGUGCGCCUGACCCUGUUUUGGGCCCUGGCAUGGCCUCAGAGGAACAGCACUCUAAUGAUGCGAGUCCUGCCAGGGCUUCCAGUGACCCCAGCUCCCCGGGGCUGGAGACUUUCCCUGCCAGCAAUGAUGGAGGGCACACUAUUGUCACUGCGGAAACCGACCGGAGGGAGGCCGUGCCAUCCGGGAACGGCAGCGUGCCCCUUAAUUUGGUGCCCUCAAUUUCUCAGACUGAGACCCUGGCUGAUGAAUCUGAGCUGACGGUGUACGCCCGAGAUCCCAGCGAAUACUCAGCCCAGACUAGCACUCCGACCCGGAGCUCAGCAGAGCCCCAGACACCCACAGAGCUGGAGGUCCACACAGACCAAGCAACGGGGGGAGAGGAAGUGACAUCAAUGGAGCCGUCUGAACAGGAAGUAACACCUCUGGCCACAGCAGCACCUCAAAAGGAGGAAGGGAAGGUGAAUAGGGGGGAAGACAACCCAGGGGAGGGGCCCGUAGAGGGAAUCCAGAGUGUGAACCAGGACGAGCCUGACGAAGAGGAGGAUGAGGAAGACCAGGAAGGCUUUCAGGAAGUGAGCCCCCGGUGCAGCUCCCAGUCCUCUGUAGAGACACCCCCUAGUGGCAGCCAGAAGAAGUCUGCCAAUGGCGACAGCUGCACUAAAUACAACACCGUCUCCUACCGCAAGAUCCGUAAAGGAAACACCAAGCAAAGGAUCGACGAGUUUGAGUCCAUGAUGAACUCAUAAAGCCCAGUCACAUGAUUGGUCACAGGCGGCAAGGAGAGAAGGAAGUGCUUUACUUCCAACCAUCACUCAGAAUGACAACAUUUGAGUGCAGA